Messenger RNA from Meriones unguiculatus (Mongolian gerbil), 3070 nucleotides. RefSeq names its product olfactory receptor 8S1-like. Gene Ontology annotation, molecular function: G protein-coupled receptor activity; olfactory receptor activity. Bases 1 to 927 code for a protein of 308 amino acids. Gene Ontology annotation, biological process: G protein-coupled receptor signaling pathway. Lineage: Eukaryota; Metazoa; Chordata; Mammalia; Rodentia; Muridae. The record is from RefSeq and is a predicted model, not a curated record. Gene Ontology annotation, cellular component: membrane. The transcript has a single exon.
AUGCCGUCCGCGACGAGGAACCGCAGCGUCAGCGAGUUCAUCCUCCUCGGGCUGUCCGGUGACGGGCAGGUCCAGGCCCUGCUCUUCGCGCUCUUCCUGCUGGUUUACCUUCUGACCCUCGCGGGGAACCUGCUGCUGCUGCUGCUGGUCAGGAUGGACCCCCACCUCCACACCCCCAUGUACUUCUUUCUGGGGCAACUGUCCUUCCUAGACCUCUGCCACUCCUCCGUCACAGUGCCCAAGCUGCUGGAGAACCUCUUGUCGGCCAAGAAGACCAUCUCGGUGGAGGGCUGCCUGGCCCAGGUCUUCUUCGUGUUCGCCACCGGAGGCACGGAGUCCUGCCUGCUGGCCGCCAUGGCCUACGACCGCUACGUGGCCAUCAGCUCCCCGCUGCUCUACGGUCAGGUGAUGAACAGACGGGUGUGCGCCGGGCUGGUGUGGGGCUCGUGGAGCCUGGCUUUUCUGGAUGCCCUCAUCAACAUCCUCGUCGCUCUGAGCUUAGAUUUCUGCGAGGCUCAGCAGAUCCACCACUUCAGCUGCGAGCUGCCCUCUCUCUAUGCUCUGUCUUGCUCUGACGUGUCUGCAAGCUUCACCACCCUCCUCUGCUCCAGCUUCAUCCACUUCUUUGGGAACUUCCUCCUGAUCCUCUUCUCCUACGCUCGCAUCUUGCUCACCAUCCUAGCCAUCAGCUCCGCCUCAGGGAGGAGCAAGGCCUUUUCUACCUGCUCUGCCCACCUCACGGCCGUGACCUUCUUUUACGGCUCCGGAUUGCUCCGCUAUCUCAUGCCAAACUCAGGUAGCAUCCAAGAGCUCAUCUUCUCCUUGCAGUACAGUGUCCUCACCCCCAUGCUGAACCCCCUCAUCUACAGCCUGAAGAACAAAGAGGUGAAGGCAGGUUUGAGAAGAAUGCUGAGGAAAUAUUUGUAGUGUUUCAAAUAAUGGACUAAGAGAUGGAGAAGUGGGUAGAACUCUGUUGAACAGUGCCCGGGGGCUGAGGUGCCCUCCUGGCUGUGUCUCUACAAAUCUUCCUUCUUUUCUUAAAGGCGCAGAGUUACUUUCUUGGGAUGAUGUUCGUUUGGCCAUACUCAGAGGAUCAGCUAAACCUGUGGCCUAACGCCUUUUCUUGUAAGGCGCUGUGUUUAGGCACUGUAUGCAGUCUGGUGGACAGUUGCUUUCUGUUCAGCCUGUCUCCCAUCAUUCUUCCAGAAGCUGACCUCCAUUUGUUCAGUGUGGCUUCAUUCAUCACGGUGUCUCAAAGUCCUUUCUCAGCCCUGGUUGGAAUUCAGUCCUUCCGUCUGCUGCUGGUAGAGAUGUGAGCACAGCCGUAGACCCUUCGCUCUCUGACGAGAGUCUUUCUUUGGCAGCGCUCUGCCAGUUUGUGCAAGAACCCCUGCUGCCAAGAUCACGGAGUUAGCCAAGACUUCAUUCUUUAAAGGCCAGAUGUGCAAGCGUGAACCAUGGUCGGAGCGUGUCACUAGAGGUUCAUGCUAUGUCUUGUAUCGUGCUAAACCAUUUGCUAAUGCAUUUGCUACCGCAGCAAAUGCAUUGCGUAAAUAAGUUUGUUAUCCCUCAUCGAAGGGAGAAAAAAAGGUCACAGAGAGGAAAGUAAUACGGUUGGAAUUUUGAGCCAGUCAGACUUAGACCAAAACCUGUUUCAUUACCGUAUUGAUAAUGGACCCUCCUGUGCUCCUGGACUCAAUUAAUGAAUUGUGUUCUUAGUGUUCAUCACUGUUUUCUAUUAUUUUAAGUCUGGGUUAGGCUUGGCCAUUUAAAAAAAAAAAAGGAAGAAAAGGACAGAAUUUCAACAAACAUGCCUUCGAUUGUGAAAGGUAAUUGUGGGAUUAAUGAUAAGAAUUCAGAGAGGAGUAUAGAAUAAGUUGUUGUGGUAAAAAUGAUUUCUUUCUCAGAGUGCCUUUUGUUGUUGUUGUUUUGACCUGUUUAUAAGCUGCCAGUUCCCUCCCCCCCACCCCCAUGCUGGAGCCCUCAGCAGCAAAGAACAUAAAUUCUAACCAAACAAAAGAAAACAACACACAUACACAAAACAUACAAAGAGAGGGGAGGGAGAGGAAAAUGAAGGAGAGGGAUGGAGGCAGGGGAGAGGGAGAGGAGGACAAGGGAGGGGCAGGAGGAAGACACAGGACAUUUUCUUGUAUCUAGUCUCUCUCCUGCCAUUUAAAGAAUACUGAAAUGGUGUCUGCCGAGAGAGGGAGAAUCCAGAUUCUCCAGGGAUGAGGCUUCUACACGGCUAUCCGAUACCAAGUGGUCAGACAAAGAACUUGAGAGGGAGUUUGUGGAUGGGAGAGGAGUAGGGGGGAGGAGAGGGCAGAAACAAUGUAGGUACAGCACACAUAGAGGAAACUUUAAAAACAUGUUUUACCCUGUUUAUUGUCCAAGAAGUAUGUCUUAAGUGUGGAAGUCAUGGGUUGAGAAGCUGAGAAUUCACUUAGGGUGAGUUCUCCUCACAUGUGUCUCUCUCACAGUCAGUCUCUUCCUGGUCACCGUCCAGCCCGUGAGCUCAGGAGCAUCGAGGUCAUGGCCGGGCAGGUCCCCAAGGCAGUUCUGCGUGUGAUCUUCCUGAAGAGCACACACGGCCUUCGUUGGCCUGAGAUGUGUGUCUUCUGUCUUUUGUGGUGAAGGGUCAAGCACUCUUACCACUUGGUUAUUUCUAGUGUAUUUGAUGUUGUGGUGUUUAUUGGUGUCUUAUUCAUAGAUUGUAUUGAAAUUUUAAAAUUCUUUCAUCUUGAAGGGCAAUAGUUUUUAUAUAAUUUUAUGUACCUAAUUUUUUUUAGGUUAAUUUAGUGGCCAGAACCUUGAAAAUUGUUUUCUUGUACUGGGAUUGAUGAGAAUGCUGCUCUUGCUUCAACGUUAUAGAAGGUGAUUUUCCUUUAGCUUUGGAUGAACACCUCGUCAAGGGAAUUCUGUUCUAAUCUUAGUUUGCUAAGAACUGGGAGGGGCCUUUAUCUGUUUUUUGUUUUUCUUUUUGCUUCUAUCAAGGAUUAUUUGUCUGUUUUCCUGCUGUGUAGCAACCAUCACAGAGGAUAUAUGCAAGUAAAGUAUGCAUUCAAUAAAA